Messenger RNA from Megalopta genalis, 1994 nucleotides. NCBI's taxonomy places the organism in Eukaryota, Metazoa, Arthropoda, Insecta, Hymenoptera, Halictidae. The record is from RefSeq and is a predicted model, not a curated record.
UUCAAGAUUCGAAACUUGGGUUAUUCCCGUGUACAUUGAUAUUUAUUAUAUGUACAUAUGUACACAUUGGUAUUAGCUUAUUAGAUUAAAUUUGGAAUGUCGCUAUGUAGAUGAUUUGUCGCUGUCGUUAUACGUACGUACAUAUUGCACUAGAAUUCCGUACGUUGCAACGAUAAGUUAACCAAUUGCAGUUGAGAAUGGUUGACAACAAGCUCGAGACCGAAAAUCCGACGAACGAGUGAGUGACAAGAACCUUUUAUUCUUUGGUCGACAGUAGCCGGAGAAGGCGUUCAAGUAGGUGACACUUACAGAAGGGAGAAAGAAAAGCUUGUGCUAGAUAGGCACAGCAUCUUGCCGAUGCGAACCUACCAAGUGAAUGUAACGUAACGUAACGUAACGUAACGUAACGUAACGUAACGUAACGUAACAGUAACAGUAACGACUAUCAAAGUAACAUCCUCUCUGAUCGACCAUAUCCAGAAUGGCGGCCAGAGCGUUGACAUCCAUUCUACGAUCACGAAAAGGAUUUAUUGGAUUAUGGAACGAGAAAGGACUGUGCGCUACUGCUUGCAGGACAGGAAAUUCGUUCUGCAUAGGAAGUCAGCAGCGGGACGCUCAUAAGUAUUAUCCGUCCUGUGAGGAACUUGCGCGGGCAGUGGAGUACGAAAGGUGCUACUAUCCAAUUAAAUCCUACUGGGAUAAAUACCUCACCAUUACAAGCAACAAGGCAGAUCUUAAAAACAUGGUCAUCAAUUUUGGACCUCAACAUCCAGCCGCGCACGGUGUACUGCGAUUGAUUUUAGAGCUCUCCGGAGAACACGUCCAACGUGCCGAUCCACAUAUAGGUCUUUUGCAUCGUGGUACAGAAAAGUUGAUAGAAUACAAAACCUACAUGCAGGCUUUACCUUAUUUCGAUCGGCUGGAUUACGUUUCUAUGAUGUGUAACGAAGAGUGUUUCUCCUUGGCUAUUGAAAAAUUGCUGAACAUAGAAGUACCGUUACGAGCGAAAUAUAUUAGAACACUUUUCGGUGAGAUUACAAGAAUCUUGAAUCACAUUAUGGGCGUUGGAACGCAUGCGUUGGACAUCGGCGCUAUGACGCCUUUCUUCUGGUUGUUCGAAGAGCGGGAGAAGCUGAUGGAGUUUUACGAGCGUGUCAGCGGUGCACGAAUGCACGCCGCUUAUGUCCGUCCUGGCGGUGUUUCAUUGGACAUGCCGCUCGGUUUAAUGGACGACAUAUACGAAUGGGCGUCAAAAUAUGCGGAACGUUUGGACGAGGUAGAAGACAUGCUGACCUCGAACAGAGUUUGGAUUUCUCGCACACGCAACAUUGGAGUACUAUCUGCGGAGGAUGCGCUGAAUUGGGGUUGUAGCGGAGUAAUGUUGCGCGGCUCGGGAAUCAAAUGGGAUUUGAGGAAAGUUGCUCCUUACGACGCUUACGAUCUCGUGGAUUUUGAUGUUCCUAUUGGCAAACAUGGCGACUGUUACGACAGGUAUCUUUGCCGCAUCGAAGAGAUGCGUCAAUCGCUGCGGAUUAUAUAUCAGUGUCUAAAUAAGAUGCCACCGGGCGAAGUUAGAAUAGACGAUGCGAAAAUAGUUCCGCCGCGACGAGAGGAAAUGAAGACCAGUAUGGAGGCUUUGAUCCAUCAUUUCAAGCUGUUCACGCAAGGUUUUGCCGUGCCUCCGGGUGCCACCUACACCGCGAUCGAAGCACCGAAGGGAGAAUUUGGGGUUUAUCUUGUAAGCGACGGUAGCAGCAAGCCUUACAGGUGCAAGAUCAAAGCUCCGGGCUUUGCUCACUUGUCCGCGUUGCGUCAUAUGGGUCCGGGUUGUAUGGUCGCCGAUAUUGUAGCGAUCAUCGGCACCCUGGACGUUGUUUUCGGCGAAAUCGACAGAUAAUUCUAGAUUUAGCAUUCCACCGAGUAUUCUAUGUUUCUGUAGCGUCGCCGUUUUUGUAGGAUCUAGCAAAUAAAUCGGCUUCGUUGAUAUAACAAAA